Messenger RNA from Cooperia oncophora, 216 nucleotides. The record is from the annotation of a GenBank genome assembly. Lineage: Eukaryota; Metazoa; Nematoda; Chromadorea; Rhabditida; Trichostrongylidae.
AUGUCGAUCGGAUCCUUGGUGUACCAGAACAUCACUCGGCGAUUCUCCACUCUCUUCCUUGCCGCAUCCUUCGGUGCCUUCUUCAUGAAUUACACGUUUGAUGCCCUCACUGACGCAUACUGGGAUAAGGUAGCCAUUAUCCCUGCAAAUAAGAGGGCCAAUCAAUCAAGGGUUGUUUGUACCAAUGGCGGAAAAGGCGUACAAUUCCAGAAAUGA